AUGGCCAAAAAUUCCAGGCAUUCCGAGCAAACACCACUACUUUCAUCAGCAUCCGCGUCCGCGUCCACAUCCACAUCCGAUAAUUUACCGAUACUCGACGAAGAAUCCAGGUCAGAAGAACUUAAUGGGGGGCGACCAUUCCAAGCAACGGCCGGAAGCCGAAAACUAUCUUUUGUCAGAGGCACCUUGAUAUGUGUAUCAGUUUGGACCCUGAUAUUCAUCCUGACGAGCAACGUAUCUCUGAUCACGACGGUGCAAUCGCCUAUUGCCAUCGACCUCAGAGCAUCGACCGAAGUCAGCUGGUUCACGUCAACAUAUUUGAUCGCCAUUACCAGCAUUACACCAAUCGCCGGGCGAAUUUCCGCCAUCUUCGGGCCGCGGGUGUACUUGCUGGCCUCGAUUGUCAUCCAGACAUGUGGUCUUUUGGCCACGUCUCAAGCUCGAUCGCUUUCGACGUUCCUGCUCGGACGAGCAGUGACAGGUAUAGGCAGCGCGGCCGUGACGCCGGUUGCACUGAUCCUUGUUCGCGAACUCACGAGCGAGCGAAGACGAGGGCUGUUUUUCGGAUGCAUCAACACGGGAUACACGGCCGGAGUCGCCUGUGGCGCAAUCAUUGCCGGGGCUUUGGAACCGUUGGUCGGGUGGCGAGCGAUCUUCUGGCUCCAGAUCCCGUUUUCACUGGCGGCAGGGAUAGUGGCGUUCUUUACAAUCCCGGGGACUCCCCUCUCUGGCGGACGGGAAGAAGCCGACGGCGCGACCACGACCAGCAAACAGCAAUCAUUGACUCAAAAACUAUCGCAAAUCGACUACUUCGGAAUCAUCACGCUCAUCUCAUCCGUCGUGCUGCUACUCUACAGCUUGUCUUCACCCAAAGUGGAACCAACACCUAUUGUCCUAUCAGUGGUAUCAUUGAUUCUGUUCGUGCUGGUCGAGGCGAAAUGGGCCCAAGAACCAAUCGUUCCAACGACAGUCCUACGAUCACGAGGAAACUUACUCACGGGGAUUGCGACCGUCGGCGUCAUGACGGCCCGCUGGGGCGUGUUGUUCUACACGCCCACAUACGUCCUCGUGCUUCGCGGCUGGGCCCAAUCCAGCGCCGGAUUGACGUUGAUCCCGACGAAUCUGGGGUUUGGCCUAGGCGGCCUGCUGGCCGGAUGGCUGCACAUCCGUCGGUCCGGAUCGUUCUACGUCUCGACGCUGCUCACAUUCGGACUUUUUAGUCUAUCCAUGUUUGCCGUGUCGUGGAUCUCGACUCCAGACUCAAACAUCUAUUUGUAUUUGGCAGUCUUGUUCUUCAAUGGACUGCUCGUCGGUGCAUUGCUGAAUUACUCGCUCGCCCAUGUUCUGCAUCUCACUCAUCCGGCCACACAUAUCAUUGUGAUCCCGUUGAACGCCAUGUUUCGCAGCCUCUCGGGCUCGUUUGGCUCGUCUGUAUCUGGUGGAUUGUUCCUGCGGACUUUACAGCGGACUCUGCGGGAAGAGUUUGCGAAGCGUGGAAUCACGUCGGGCAAAACACAUCUGAUCAGACAGCUGAUUGGGUCGCCUAUUCUUGUGCAAAGAUUGACUGGCGUCGACCGCGAAGUCGCCUUGAUCGGCUACGAAACCGCCCUCAAGACAAUGUACCUUGCUGGUGGCAUUUUGGCGGUUGCAAUGUUGUUUGUUCAAGCUGGUGCUGGAUGGACUGCUCCGGCUGCUAGUCGUGUCAAGGAAGAGUCCGGACAACAACAGCGGCAGGAUACUGGCAUCGUUGUUGGUACUGAGUCAGACGAUACUACGGCCCUAGAGACCGCUGUUGCAGUUGCAUCUGCGGCGCCCUCCCCGGCGCAGCAGCACCGCCGCAUCACAUGA
Exophiala dermatitidis NIH/UT8656 is the source of this 1848-nucleotide messenger RNA. RefSeq lists its product as uncharacterized. Gene Ontology annotation, molecular function: basic amino acid transmembrane transporter activity. Lineage: Eukaryota; Fungi; Ascomycota; Eurotiomycetes; Chaetothyriales; Herpotrichiellaceae. Gene Ontology annotation, biological process: basic amino acid transport; transmembrane transport. The record is from RefSeq and is a predicted model, not a curated record. Gene Ontology annotation, cellular component: fungal-type vacuole membrane. The coding region runs from base 1 to 1848 and encodes 615 amino acids. The transcript has a single exon.